Messenger RNA from Suillus paluster, 684 nucleotides. RefSeq lists its product as uncharacterized. The annotation marks the transcript as partial. The record is from RefSeq and is a predicted model, not a curated record. Lineage: Eukaryota; Fungi; Basidiomycota; Agaricomycetes; Boletales; Suillaceae. The transcript has 5 exons.
AAAGUUGUAGCUUGCGUAUUCCACGGGAGUGCCAUCACCACUACACUUUUUCGACUUGUAUACCGGUUGUCUACAUCCAGAUUCUGGUGGGAAGAUGCGUGGGCUGCAAUCGCUCUUGUGUUUGAUGUCAUCUGCUUAUUCGGAGUAUGGGCUGAAGGGCCAAUAUUUUACAAUGAUCCUCCCGUUUAUACGGUCAUGUUCUGGCUACUCCCGAUAGCUUUCACCUCUGUUUUAUGGGCAGCGAGGAUGAGUAUCAUAUAUUCUAUUUUACGCGUCGCAGAUCCCCGAUGUACAAUUCGGUGGGUUGUGUAUGGCGUCAUAAGCUGCUUCGCAGUCAUGUGGACAGCCUUGAUUGUUCAAAAGGUGUUCACUUGUGUGUAUCACGGGUGCAGCAUAGGAUCCGACAUCGCUAUUGCAGAUCUCGUCACCGAUUCGAUAUCGGACCUAAUGUUGGUGAUCAUGCCUACAUAUCUCUUACGAGAUGUCGGGCUCACCUACCAUCAACGAAUUCUUGUCACAUCAGUCUUUUGCGCCUCUUUGUUGACCACCGCCAUGGCAAUUCCCCUUUCCGUUCUCCUUUUGGUAGCUCCGGUUUCGGGGACUGCACUAAUAUUCGCGCAUGUCAAGUCAGCAACUUCGUUAAUAAUCGCAAAUUUGCUUGUUAUAAUCUCCUUUGUUUACCGC